AGGCCCUAGCUCGUUAGUUCUCUUUUCUCAUUUGUUUUGCUUCCGAAAUCUCUCUCUCUCUCUCUCUCUCUCUCUCUCUCUCUCUCUCUCUCUCUCUUUUUGAUUCUGUUUUUCUCUGAUCUGGUGGGUAUCUGUGUUGUUUAAUACAACUAGUUUAGUGUAGCUGUUCAUUUGAUUUUGCUCGGCAGUGGCAGGUAAUAGCGGCGCAUCCCCCCGUAUAUAAAUAUAUGAUAUGAGAUAACAAAUUUAAGGUUAUACAUAUAUAUAUACAUGCUUGUGGUUUUCAUUAAUUGUAGUUGGCAACAAUGACAGCUCCAAAUAUGGAGGCCAUAGCGGCUUCCUUAGAGAGGUCUCUUCAAAACUGUUCGUUAAACAACCACCAAACCGGGAGGGAAGACGGCACAGCCGCAGAUGCAGCAGGCAUAGGAAUUUCAUCCAGCUCAGAUGAUGUCCCAGAUAAUCAUAUAUCCAACUCCGACACCACUUUAGAGCUCAACUCCCACAUUUCACUCCCUUACCAUUGGGAACAAUGCCUAGAUUUAAAGGUUCAAUUCCCUUGUCCUUCUUCUCUUUUCUCUUUUCGGUUACAGACGGGGGAAAUUUAUUACAUAAACUGGAGGAACGGGAUGAAAGCAAAGGAGGAUCCAAGAAGGGCAGCAGAGUAUAGUGUGAAUAGGGAUUAUGAGUCGGAAGAAGAGAGCUGGUACGACAGCGAAGAGUCUUCAUCGGAGUCAUGCCCCUCUUCAUCCAAAGAACACUUUCAGGGAAUCGUAGAGAAACAGAAUGUUCUGGUGGUGGCUGGGUGCAAGAGCUGUCUCAUGUAUUUCAUGAUGCCCAAACACGUUCAAGACUGCCCAAAGUGUACUGGUAAACUCCUCCACUUUGAUCGAUCCGAAAAUGGCUCUCCAUGAUUCCCAUUUUUUCUUCUCUCAAUUCCACCCUUCCCCCUCCUUGUCUUUUUUUUUUUUUUUUUUUUUUUUUUUUUUUUUUUUUUUUCCGCCUUUUCAUUUCGCCAAUUAGUGUGAACUUAUAGUUCUCUUCUCCCUCUCUCUCUCUCUCUCUCUCACACACACUCUUUUUGUUUAUUAUUAGGAUGAAAUUUUUCAUCUUUUCAAGUAAGAGACCCUUCUUUGUGUUUGGAUCUUCAGAAUAGGUCUGCAUUUGUUC
Gastrolobium bilobum is the source of this 1167-nucleotide messenger RNA. Its product is annotated as protein CURLY FLAG LEAF 1. The transcript has 2 exons. NCBI's taxonomy places the organism in Eukaryota, Viridiplantae, Streptophyta, Magnoliopsida, Fabales, Fabaceae. Gene Ontology annotation, molecular function: protein binding. The record is from RefSeq and is a predicted model, not a curated record. Bases 306 to 911 code for a protein of 201 amino acids.